CCAGUCUGCUCCCGAGCUUCCAGCUCACGGAUCAGUGAGCUGCUCAUCCGUGUGUUAAACAGGAUUCACCAGUCUUCAAAGGGACCGGCAUUCAAACGCAGGCGCCACCCCCCUCGUAAGAAGGGUUGUGACGUCAGCACGUUUCAUGACCUCCGCCACUCGGUGCGCCGCCUCUGAGUCUCCAUCCACCGCUAACUAUCCACCUGAACUGCGCUCGGCAUCACCUGUCAGAAACGAAUCACAGAACGGCGUAAAAGGCAGGUUUUCCGGACAUGGACGCGUCGACUUCCCCCUCCACUCUCCGAUGCAGCUACAGUUUUGAAGACUACAAGCAGACAGCAGACUGGUUGUUGGCGCACACAAAGCAGCGUCCUAAAGUGGCCAUCAUCUGCGGUUCAGGUCUGGGCGGUCUGGCUGACCUGCUGGAAGACAAGACUGUAUUCCCAUAUGGGGAUAUACCAAGUUUCCCCUCCAGCACUGUUCAGGGCCACGCAGGUCAGCUGGUGUUUGGGAAGCUGCAGGGCUGCGAAUGCGUCUGCAUGAAAGGACGCUUCCACUUCUACGAGGGCUACAGCAUACACACGGUGACGUACCCGGUGCGAGUCUUCCGCCUGCUGGGCGUGAAAACUCUGAUCGUCACGAAUGCAGCUGGAGGGCUGAAUGCUGCUUUUAACGUGGGAGACAUCAUGCUGAUCAAGGAUCACAUCAACAUGCCGGGGUUUGCGGGGCAGAACCCACUCUGCGGCCACAAUGAUGACAGGUUUGGGGUGCGCUUCCCCUGCAUGUCCGACGCCUACGACCGAGAUUUAAGGGCUUUGGCCAAGAAAACAGCAAAGGAGCAGGGCUGCAACAGCUUCCUGCAGGAGGGGGUUUACUGCAUGCUGGCUGGACCCACCUAUGAAACCAUUGCAGAGAGCAGGGUCUUGCAAAUUCUUGGGGCCGACGCUGUUGGUAUGAGCACAGUCCCGGAAGUGGUGGUGGCUCGUCACUGUGGCCUGCGUGUCCUGGGUCUGUCCCUCAUCACCAACAAGGUCGUGAUGGAUUAUGAGAGCGAGGAAAAGGCAAAUCAUGAGGAGGUGCUGAGGACCACCGACCGCCGAACCAAGGACCUGCAGAGGCUUGUCGGCCAGCUUGUCUGUCAGCUCGCCGCUGAGAAACAUUUAUGAAGCACAAAAGAAACAGAUUUUCUGCAAUACUUUGCUUCCCCCAGUAAUGGGAUAUUCACAGAUUAGAACAAAUCUUGAAAAAAUCCAACAUAUUUAUACUUAGAUCUAUGCUUAAGUACACAAGGGACUUGCAUGAUGUUGUUAAAGCAGAUUUCAGUCCUCAAGGCCCACUGUCCAUCACGUUUGUGUGACAUAACAUCGACUGCUGAUGAUCGGAAUCAGUUUUGCUGUCAGGCACCGGGCCUCGAGGACGGGGUUACAUACCCCAGAAGGUUGCUUUACAAUCUAACUGUUAUAUUUUGCUUUUUUAGCACUACCUUUUUUUCAGUGUGCAAAAUGUACAUUUUUAUAACACAGUCGUUCUGUGAUUUUUAUGGUACAAAGUUAGAACAUAUUCUUUCCUAAACCUUAGCCGCUAAUAUUUCUCCCAACCUUCAACAAAAAGGGCUAAAAGAGCAAGUUAAACAAAAGCAGAGAAUGAACACACGACUUUAGAACUAAAAUUAAACUUGUAAAAGAAUAUUAUACAGAAGAAAUAUAGUUUAUUACAUGUUUUUUGUGUUAAAUUUCAGAAUAGAAUAAAGAAAUCACAAUUUAUGAUAUAAAAAGAAAGAAUUGUAGUGUUUGUCAACUUAACACAUACACCAUUAAAGGUUUACCAUUGGUACCGUUAGACCUGGUGGAUCCAGGCAGCAUGAGUGUUUUCUUCAACCGAACCUCAAUGCAGCAAAACAUCCAAAAUACUAAACUAAAAAAUCUGAAUAAACAGUUCAAGAGAUGGGAAAACAUGUUAGUAAUGAUGGUAACAUGUUUUCCCAUAACGGAAACACAGAGGAAUUAUUAAAGAGCUGGGAUCUUCUCAUGUUUCGGCGGCACACUCUUCCACUCUUUGAAGUCAACAUAGGAAACAUUGAAACAUCUUUUUGUGGUGCCUUUAACUGACAGCAGAACAUGCUGGAUUUUUCUGACAACUCAAAAUACAUCAUUUUAUUUUAAAUACAAAUAUAGAGCUUUUACUGAUAGAUUUUUGCUAUUUUUUCAAAUGGUGCUAAUAGGAUUGUUGACAUAACAGGCUGACUUACUUGACCUUUUAGCUUGUUUUUUAUUGCAUUAUUCUAGCUGCUUUACUUUUGCACAUGCUAAACAUGUUUCAUCUAUCGAUAACACAAACGCAGAUUCCUUUUAAAGAGAAAGUAUAGUAGUUUUGCACAAAAUCACUUUUGGCUGAAGAUGAACACAACUAUUUUUGAAACAAAAGAAGGUUUUAAUAUUUAGGACUAUAUGGACAAAUUAUUUUUUAAAUGUUUUAUUAAUAUUACAAAAAGGAUUUAAACAACAUUGCAUUGGAAAAAAAGUUUAGUUUUUGAAGAAGAUUUGAGAUUUUAUUCAUUGUAAUAAGACACCAGAACACUGUAAUACUACAGAGGCUUUUAAUAACUGGACCUGCAGUUUUUCAAUCUGGAUUCCUUUGCCAGCUUUCUCUGACCCGCCUAACCCAUUCAUUACCGCUUGAAAGUCUACAGAAUUCCAACAUCAGCACUCCAACUCUUUGAAGAUUUGUGCCAGGCAGAGCAUCAAACCACUAAUGGAAGUCUUAAAAGGGAGUUUUACUCGAUUUUUAAGUCAAAUUUUUCAUUUUUGCUGCAUUUUUUUAAACAUUUAACUGGCAAAAAAUGUGAUUGUAUAUUGAACUUACAAUACAGAAAUAUGUACUCAUGGCAAAGGAUGAAAAUAUCAAUAAAAAUGUGCAGAUGUCAUGUG
Oryzias latipes (Japanese medaka) is the source of this 2927-nucleotide messenger RNA. RefSeq names its product purine nucleoside phosphorylase 6 (gene pnp6). Gene Ontology annotation, cellular component: cytoplasm. Gene Ontology annotation, molecular function: purine-nucleoside phosphorylase activity. Gene Ontology annotation, biological process: nucleoside metabolic process. NCBI's taxonomy places the organism in Eukaryota, Metazoa, Chordata, Actinopteri, Beloniformes, Adrianichthyidae. The record is from RefSeq and is a predicted model, not a curated record.